Molecule: messenger RNA, 2634 nt
Organism: Oncorhynchus nerka (sockeye salmon)
Lineage: Eukaryota; Metazoa; Chordata; Actinopteri; Salmoniformes; Salmonidae
Product: zinc finger protein 64-like
Exons: 8
Coding region: 217-2319 (700 amino acids)
Biological process (GO): regulation of DNA-templated transcription
Molecular function (GO): RNA polymerase II cis-regulatory region sequence-specific DNA binding; DNA-binding transcription factor activity, RNA polymerase II-specific
Source: RefSeq, a predicted model, not a curated record
GUGAAGGGAGCCUGUCGUAAAAUGGUUGCAACAAUGUUGCCAGUAGAGAGUUCAGAGCUAAAAGUCAGUAGAUAAGAAACUUUUGUUAUUUCAAAGGCGCUUGUUGUAUUGUAUACUUAUGUUGAAUGGAUUCGAUUCGAGGCGCCUGUCCCAAGUCGGUUGCCUACGUUAGGGGAGCCCUAAACUGAAUUGAUAUCCAGCUAUAUUAGCGUUAAAAUGGCAUCAUUCAACGGAGGGGGAGGGAACCAUGUACUUGUGGAAGUGAGCCCAGAUAUCCACAUCUGUGGCUUCUGUAAGCAGCAGUACAAUAACUUUGAGGUCUUUCUGGCCCACAAGCAAAAUGGCUGCCAUAUACCCUCCUCUAACAUAUCAGCAUCUAACUCCGCACCCACUCUUACAGAUUCCAGCACAGAGUUUUUUGAGGAAGCCUACCAGACGUGUGUUAUGAGAGGUGUCAAAAAGAUCCUGACCAAAGCCCCCAAAACACCUUCCAAAAAAAUAAAACCUGCCCUGACUUCAAAGAGACGCAGCUGCUGUUUCUCAGGUUGCUCUUUCAAGACACAGUACGGUCAAAAAGACAUGGAGCGGCAUCUCAAAACUCAUACUGGUGAGAAGCCGUUUGAAUGUGAGCUGUGCCAAAAGCGGUUCAGCCGGAGGGACAAGCUGAACAUGCACCUCCGAUCCCACACGGGAGAGAAGCCUCACAAGUGCAAGUACUGUCCCUACGCUGCGGCCGACAGCAGCAGUCUGAAGAAACACCUCCGUAUCCACUAUGACGAGAGGCCCUUCAAGUGCCAAAUCUGCCCCUACGCCAGCCGCAACUCCAGCCAGCUCACCGUGCACCUCCGCUCACACACUGGGGAUGCACCUUUCCAGUGCACUCAGUGUGAAGCAAAGUUCAAGAUCAACUCUGACCUGAAGAGGCACAUCCGCAUCCACUCGGGUGAGAAGCCUUAUAAGUGUGACUUCUGUGAGUACCGCUGUGCCAUGAAGGGCAACCUGAAAUCUCACGUCCAGAUAAAACAUGGCACGUCCAACUCUUUUCCCUGCCCUGACUGUGACUUCCAGUGCACCAAUAAGACAGCCCUGCGGCAGCACUCGCGCGAGCACCAGCCCACUCAACCCAUCCAGUGCUCCAAGUGCAUCUACUCCUGCUCCAGCAAGGGGGCGCUCAAGGUCCAUGAGCGGAUCCACUCUGAAGAGCGACCCUUCAAAUGUGACUUCUGCAGUUUCGCCACCAAGCAGCGCAGCAACCUGGUCAUCCACAAGAAGAAGUGCCAUGCGGACAAACCUGAGAAGGGGGCAAGUGUUGGUGGGAAAGGAGGCAAAGCCAGUGUCGGUAAUGGAGAGGACCCUGCCAAGCCUGUGAGCUCCCGGUACCGGGCCAAGCUGGAUGCGACGCGGGCCUUCCGCUGUGACCUGUGCGAGGCAUCAUUUGUGAGGGAGGACUCUCUGCGCAGCCACAGGAAGCAGCACCGGGAAUCAGGCUCUGAACAGACUCUUUCCUUGACGCUCCAGCCCAUUACCUCCCAGCCCAGUACUCCCCCUCCACCAUGUCCCCUAGCUCCCCUGGCCCCCUACAGCAGUGCCCAGCUUAAGAUCAUAGUAUCCCACCCGUUGGGUCAGGAGGGCUCCUUCCAUCCCCUGCAGGCUGGGGGUUCCUCUGCCAUCCUCUUGAGCCCAGAGAGUCAGGACAUGGUGGUCAACUCCAUGAUCCAGCAGGUCAACCUGAGCCUCACGCCCAUGCAGCAUAUAGGAGGUCCAACAGACGGCGCUGGUCUGGAGCCUGGGACGGUCCUGCUGACACACCUCUCCUCAGAGGAUAGCAGUAACCCUCUGCACCAGGCCCUACUGCAGACAGCCAUUACCUCCCAGGUCUCUUCAGCAGCCCACAGCACACAGGCCUUCAUCACCACCUGCUCAGACCUGGAGGGCUUUAACGCUCUUAUCCAGGAGGGGGGCACCGAGGUUACUGUGGUGACUGAGGGAGGGAACCACGGUAACCUAGUCGCCACGGCCACCUCCAUGUUCCCGCCCCCGGACAUGAUGUGUAGCGAAGGUGGCCCUUCGGAAGACUUGGCCAAGCAGGCACAUGUAACAGUGUUGCAGGGGGUUGGGGACAAUAACAUUACCACCUGUGAGGAGGACAGUAGUCUCAUUGUCCCUAGCAUCAGUUUAGGCAGCCAGGGAGUGGUCAUCCACAGCUUGCCACUGGUGGUGACUGCCCAGAACCAGCCUGUUCUAGAACAACUCUCAGUCUCUACACAGAACCUCUAUUCAGUGUCGGACACACACAACAUGGACGGCCUCCAAGACUGACUAGAUCACCAUUACUGAAGGUCAACAGGUCAAAUAGAUAUUUAUAACAAACGGUGAGAUGGCAGCUAAUGUUCCGUUACAGAGUGAUGACUCUUGACUUUUGUCAUGCUUAGAUGAAUUUAGUUGUUAACCAUAAAUUCAGGCUUGAAUGAAGUAUGUUUGGUACAACCUAGUCAAAAUCGGAUUAUUUUAAUCUUUGACGUGUUUCCCAAUCAUGAACUUUCCAAUUCCGAUGAACACGAAGGCGAUGCAUUGCUUAAGGUGUCAUGAAACUGGGCAUUUCAGAAAAACAAAUUAAAACAAUAUCUGCUUGUG